This is a messenger RNA of Electrophorus electricus (electric eel), 826 nucleotides long. RefSeq names its product neuromedin U (gene nmu). NCBI's taxonomy places the organism in Eukaryota, Metazoa, Chordata, Actinopteri, Gymnotiformes, Gymnotidae. Gene Ontology annotation, biological process: regulation of smooth muscle contraction. The record is from RefSeq and is a predicted model, not a curated record. Gene Ontology annotation, molecular function: neuromedin U receptor binding.
AACGAGGCUGAGUAAUACCAGCGAGAAGCUACGACGGGCGAGUAGCACGAAACAAGCGCAAGAGCACCGAUGAAGACCAGCCAAGACGGAACCUGCGCGACCACUGCGUUCCCCAGCGCGAUGAAUCCGUUCAGCCUCGCGACCCUCACGCUCGCAGUUCUCGUGAUCUCGGCGGUACCACUCUGCAGAAGUGCUCCAGUGUUCCUGAAUCCAACCACAGUAGAUCAUGACCAGUUGCUAAACCAAAUAGAUAAUGCGUGCAUGCCUCACCUCUCUGCGGAAAGACCCCUCAGAACCCCAGACUUACUGCGGGAGUUCUGUGGCUUGAUGCUGGAGAUGUUGCGGAAGGCUCAGGAGCUGUCAGCUCGAGAGACCAGUAAAAGGUUUUUGUUUCAUUACACUAAGCCAAACAGUGCUGCAUUCUCGGAUGAUACGUCCACGGUGUUCCACCCUCUACUGCAGCUCAUGCCCCAGCUCCACAGCCGACGACGCAGAAAAACAGAUCCGCUUGAGGCGCCACAGAGCCCAAGAGCUAUUCAGAGUAGGGGAUACUUCAUAUAUCGGCCACGAAAUGGAAGACGGUCAUCAGAAUAUGUAUAAAGAGCAAAAAAAAAGUCCUGGUGCUGUGGAGCUGUUUAGACCUGCUUAAGAACCAGAGACUCCUACACACCGCCACCAUGUCUGGGUGUACCUGUUAACCACCCCUCUGUUGUGUAUAGUGACGCUGAAUGUAAAUAGAGACUCCAAAUCAAGUCUUUUUUGGCCCAAAGGUUUUGCUUGUGCAACCCUGCUGUGUCUUUUGAAUUAAAAGCAUUUAUGAAAUGUU